Molecule: messenger RNA, 507 nt
Organism: Didymodactylos carnosus
Lineage: Eukaryota; Metazoa; Rotifera; Eurotatoria; Philodinida; Philodinidae
Source: the annotation of a GenBank genome assembly
AUGUCAGGACGUGGAAAAACUGCCGGUAGUGGUAAGGCUCGUGCCAAGGCGAAAACACGUUCAUCUCGUGCUGGUUUACAAUUUCCAGUUGGUAGAAUUCAUCGUCUGCUUCGUCGUGGAAAUUAUGCCGAGAGAGUCGGAGCUGGUGCACCGGUGUAUUUAUCAGCCGUAUUGGAAUAUUUAUCUGCUGAAAUUCUUGAAUUAGCAGGCAAUGCUGCUCGUGAUAAUAAAAAAACACGUAUCAUUCCUCGUCAUUUGCAAUUGGCCAUUCGAAACGAUGAAGAGUUAAACAAAUUAUUAUCGGGUGUUACAAUUGCACAAGGUGGAGUUUUACCGAAUAUUCAAGCUAUUCUUUUACCAAAAAAGACUGGUGCUGAAACAACGGGUACUCCACGUGAUACAACAACGUCAUCAAGUGCACAUCCCAAAAAAUCGUCAAAAGGUGAUAAAUCGGAAGGAAAGUCAAGUGGUACACCAGCCAAAGGUAGUGCAGCAGAAAAGGCAUAA